GAAGAUCUACAACAUCAGCAUUUCAACAAAGGAUCAUUUUUCCAAAAAAACUUCUAGGACAAGAAAAACUAAGACUCAGAUUCGGGGUCGACCACUAUCCUGGAUGUCCCAACUUCUGCGCACUCUGGUCAGCGAUGACUUGAAGCAGCGUCUUGACGCAGAAAUGAGCAUAUUUGCCGUUGAAGAUUUGGUGCAAGACGUGGAUGAGCUCGAAGAAGUCGCAAAUUAUCUGCAAACAUCUACUUUCAACAUCAACAUGGGUGGAGGAAUAGGUAAUAUGGAAGUGGACGAACAAAGCGUAACCAACGCACAAGGUGUCGUUUCCGCCUUCAGACGUGCUGCUAGCGAGGUGGGGCAAGCCUUUGGUGGGAGUGCAAAAGUGUACGAGGAGAAAUUGAGCGCCGCUAGUUUUCCAGUGGCAAAGGCGAUGGCAGAUUUGAAGCACAGAAUUGAGAAGGAGUUUCUAGAACCAAGAGGGAAAGACUUGAACACGGGAGGUUACUUCUUGUCUACAACUAGUACUAGCCGCGAGGAACUUGAUGUUCAAGUGGCUGGUGCAACAGCCACGACCUCUGACAGGAAAUCCAGAGCACGUGAAGCAAUGGCUACUAUCAACAGGUGUAUUCUAAUGGCGACACUUCGUCCGGAUUACCAGGACGACGAUAACUCGAAUCACGCGAGUGUGAAAGCCGCAGUCGAUGCACUGGAGCAGAAGGUUAGAAUGUUGGAGUUCAAUAGCUCCGGGGCGGAUGUCAUACUUCAACAAGCACGUUCCUGGCUCUCGAUUGAAAAUAAAGUAGGACGAAGAACCAUCAACAAUGUCCUCUCCUCGCACAAGAACCCGAAUCCAGAAGAUGCUCCUUUAGCGAAGGGUACGCCCUUGCUGUUAGCCUCCAUGGAUCUGUGGCGAGACUUUUUGGAGUUGUUGGCGAAUAAGCUGGCAGACCACUUUGUUUUCCUGCAUUCCAGAUACAGCAAUGAAGACAUGCGUUCACGCGUCUGCGAUCGAACACUCACUGAAACUAGGAGAAUCUUUCGUGCAACUACUGGUUCUGGUAGUAGCAGUAGUGCACGACAUCAAGUUCCAACUUCAUCAGAAUGGCUAACCGUUUCGGGAGCAGCUGAGAUAUCUCAAAAAAUCCUUCUACCACGUAACGCACGCUUACUUCGGAAAUUGGCUUCCAAGCAAGGAAGAUCUCCUGUACUCGAAGACCGUGCUAGAUUUUGGCAGUUUUUCAAGUUUGUGGAGGAAUACAACUUCAACAGCCCUGGUGAUGCCGCCGAAAAUGAUCUGCAACAUCUAAGAAGCCUGCCCAUCAUUGUUGCUUUAUCUCAACUCAGUGCUGGUGCAGAAUUCAUCUCCGCAGAAGCUGUGUCAAAACUUCUAGCCAAACAUUACCCUACCAGAGUGUAUCUUUGGGCUAUACAGGGUGGAGACGAAUAUCAAAAACAGUUAGACGCUGAAGCUGCCUUGGGGGCAACAAGAUCAAAAAGUGGUCGUGGAGCUACAGUACAGCAAGGACAAGGACAGCAACCCAGUCAGCUAAAAGAGCCCCCUAUCGUGUGCCCCCUGUCGGCUCCGGAGUAUCCUGGUGUGGACUUUUCUAUGCAUGGGCACGAACUCCAGGCUGAGGCUAGGCUCUUCGCGUACAAGGUCUUCGCGUUUGGAAUCCGUUCCUGGGGUGGCGCUCAAAUCCAGCGUCUUCUAAGACCUGCAUGGCAGUUUUCUCUUGUCGGAGCGCAAACGAUGGAAGCACUCGUCGGGACUGAGCGUCCUCCUUCGGUAGAUCCUGAAAAAGCAUGGGCGAGCAGUACUGGUAGUACUGGCAGUGAUUCUAGCACUGGAACUGAAGGUGAAGACCAAGACGAUCCGUGGAAGCGGUUUUUGGAGAAGGCUCAACUAGUAGAAAGUGCUGUCGCUGACCAAGACACCUGGUUGAGUGCACUGGCAAAACAGGCGGAAAAAGUUCUUACCGGUGAAGUCCAGGCAUUGAUAUACGAGUGGUAUGCGAAGUUGGUGAAUGGCAGUUUGAUUGUGGUUGGUGGAGGUCAUCAAGGAGGAGGACGAGUGGGAAACGGAGGCUCAUCUCCUGGUGAUUCUAGUGAGGAGGAUCUGCUCACUUUUUCAGCCGAGUUCCAGCACAUUCGCAAAAACGGUCAAGAGCAUUUGGGAGCCUCUAUGCAAAUCUUAGCAGACGAGUUGCUUAGCGAAGAAGCAUUUAAGCAAGACGAACGAGUUUUCAAUAACUACGCAACGUCGACUCUGGAGUUUCUGGCGAAAUUGCAGGGUCGCUUGGUCGACCACUAUCCUCCACAAAUGCUGCAAAUGGUGAAC
Amoebophrya sp. A25 is the source of this 2335-nucleotide messenger RNA. Lineage: Eukaryota; Dinophyceae; Syndiniales; Amoebophryaceae. The record is from the annotation of a GenBank genome assembly.